Molecule: messenger RNA, 1605 nt
Organism: Ictalurus punctatus (channel catfish)
Lineage: Eukaryota; Metazoa; Chordata; Actinopteri; Siluriformes; Ictaluridae
Gene: ankra2
Product: ankyrin repeat, family A (RFXANK-like), 2
Exons: 9
Coding region: 414-1322 (302 amino acids)
Biological process (GO): regulation of gene expression
Cellular component (GO): nucleus
Molecular function (GO): protein binding
Source: RefSeq, a predicted model, not a curated record
ACCCCGCAUUCCACGCAUGCGCAUGCGGAUUACUACUACCUACCUAGUUAGCUUUAAGCGUAUGAAAUGGUUGUAUGGAUAAAUAUCAGAAUAUACUGUAUUUUGGAUGAUAACCUUAGCAUUAAUUUAGAUAUAUAGAUAAAGAUUUACCUUCAGAAAAGUCUUACUGCAGAGAGUUAGGUAAGAACAUGUAACUUGCUAGUUAGCUUAGCAGUACAUAUGAAGCCAUGUAGAAGAAAACAGAGCUAGACGCUGUCAGGAUCUCCAGCUAAUUUAGCCGAUUAUUGUCGUAAGCAACUUUUUUUUUCUUUUUUUUUGAAAGAGCUUCUUGUCAGGACCGUUUGAUUAAGGAUGAAUUAGGAGUGAUCAUUUGAAUGCACAUCAUCAGAAGUUGAUCUGAUCCACAGGACCACAUGGCGUCAGAAGAAAUGGAGGGCAUGUGCCCUCUGCCAGAGAUGACUACUAUUAAGGUGGAGCCUGCUGUAACUAUUGGCACAGCAGAGGAUACCGGCUCCCAGAACGUGGCCAUGGGCCCCAAAUUCAUCUUGCCAAACCGUUUUGACAUGAAUGUGUGCUCACGCUUUGUGAAGUCUCUGAACGAGGAAGACAGCAAGAACAUCCAAGACCAGGUGAAUUCUGACCUGGAGGUGGCGUCAGUCUUGUUUAAAGCGGAAUGCAACAUUCAGACCUCUCCGUCUCCUGGGAUCCAGGUUAGACAUGUAUACACACCUUCCACCACCAAGCACUUCUCACCGAUCAAGCAGUCGACCACACUUACCAAUAAGCACCGGGGCAACGAAGUCUCCUCCACUCCGCUGCUUGUUCACUCUCUGUCCAUUCACCAACUUGCAGCACAAGGAGAAAUGAUAUAUUUAGCCAGCCGAAUAGAACAAGAGGCAGCAAUAAACCUGCAGGAUGAAGAGGGCUUCACACCGCUAAUGUGGGCUGCAGCUCAUGGUCAAAUUGCUGUGGUGGAGUUUCUACUCCAGAGUGGUGCAGACCCCCACAUUUUGGCUAAAGGAAGAGAAAGUGCAUUAUCAUUGGCCUGCAGUAAAGGGUACACAGAUAUCGUCAGAAUGCUCAUUGACUGUGCUGUCAAUGUCAAUGAAUAUGACUGGAAUGGAGGAGCUCCAAUACUUUAUGCAGUGCACGGGAACCAUGUCCGCUGUGUGGAACUACUCUUGGAGAACGGAGCUGACCCGACCAUGGAGUCUGACUCUGGCUUCAAUGCUAUGGACAUGGCAGUAGCAAUGGGCCAUAGACAUGUUCAGCAGGUGAUGGAAGCACAUCUACUGAAGUUGCUGCAAGGAAUCAAAGAGUGACUGCAACUAGUGAAGACAAACUAGAGGAGCAACAGGACACAAACAGAACACUGAUUAUUGCUGUGGAGAUCAGUUAAAGGAAACUGAUUAACUUUGUGCAUGUUUACAUUUGUUUGAAGUUACUGAAGCUAAUUUAAUCUACCAUUUCUUUUUUUAAAGCAACAUAUUGUUAGUGUGAAGUUGUGUAUUGUCAAUAUUUAUUUAGUGAUGUGAAAAUGUAAUGUGUUCUCCAUGGAUUUUCUAUGAAAUAAAUGUUCUACAAUAAAGUUGCACAGGCACCAUA